This is a messenger RNA of Diversispora eburnea, 139 nucleotides long. Lineage: Eukaryota; Fungi; Glomeromycota; Glomeromycetes; Diversisporales; Diversisporaceae. The record is from the annotation of a GenBank genome assembly.
AUAUUCGGUUGCAAAGGAAUGCAACAGAAUAGGAGAAUUUAAUGCUAUAGGCCGAGCCACUUUUCACUUAUGGAAAACUUCCACAACACAAGAAAAGGCAGAAUACUAUGAUCUGACGCAGAGAGUAAAAUUUCAUUAA